This is a messenger RNA of Pochonia chlamydosporia 170, 4749 nucleotides long. RefSeq names its product WD domain protein. Gene Ontology annotation, cellular component: transcription repressor complex; nucleus. The transcript has 3 exons. Gene Ontology annotation, biological process: negative regulation of transcription by RNA polymerase II. Gene Ontology annotation, molecular function: protein binding. The record is from RefSeq and is a predicted model, not a curated record. NCBI's taxonomy places the organism in Eukaryota, Fungi, Ascomycota, Sordariomycetes, Hypocreales, Clavicipitaceae. The coding region runs from base 1 to 4749 and encodes 1582 amino acids.
AUGUUGUCCCGCUUUAGCAAGUUUAAGACCAAAUUUAAACCCCUGCCGCAGACUGCUCAACCACAGAAAGCCUUAGCUCAUCGCGAACUCACGCAGUCCCAAGCAUCUCCACCAUUGGUGACUACCCCGAAGUCUGCAGCCGAGGCGGCGACAUCACUGCCCGACGUUGCUCCUUCUCAAACCUCGCUGUCGAGUCUGCAGGAGCGACUUUGGAACCAGGCAUACGAUGAACUUAAAGCCAGCGAGCCUAAAGCAGUCGAUGCGUACGAGACGAUCCUAUCCAAUGAACUUUGCCCAGGGAAUAAUAUGCAAAAUGAGAUGGGCAAGACUCCUGAUACAAGGUGUCAACAAAUGCAACAGCUGGUCCAGGCAGGACUAAACCGCACACUCAAGGAAGCCUCUAUCAAGCAGGGAAUCGGUGAAUGCAUGGAGGCGGUGCAAGCAAUGAGAGGAAUAGUCGGCAAGGCCAUACAGGCUGCUCCACAAGCUGCGGUCGCAUGGGUUGGUGUUUGCAUUGGCUUAGAGAUCAUUUCGAAACCAGUCACUGAGGCUCUUAGCAAUCGCAAGGGAAUAUCUUAUGUUCUAUCGAGAGUGAAUUGGUACUGGAACCUGGCGCAUCUCUUAUUAGACAAAAAUAAGGCUGUCGACUCCUCUGCUGAGCUACGCGACGAAUUAGAGAGCCAUAUCGUCAAACUCUACCAAAAACUCCUCUUAUACCAGAUAAAGAGCAUCUGUCUUUAUCGCCGGAAACAGCUUAGUAUUAUUGGCAGGGAUCUACUUUCGCUUGAUGACUGGGUUGGCCAACUUCAUGACAUCCGAGAAGCAGAGAAUGCCAUCAAAAAUGAUGCAGAGCAGUACAAUUGUGAGCAGAUAAAGGAAUACAUUAGCAAUCUCGCUACUACUGCUGCUUCCCAAGAAAAGAAGCUCGAUGGCAUCUAUUCAGCUAUUCAGGACCAAACACAGCGACAAGAGGAGAAGUUUCAAGACGACAAAGACAAGCAGUGCUUGAAAGACCUAUAUGAAACCAAUCCUAUUAAGGACAAGGAGCGCAUUCAGGAUACAAAGGGCGGUUUACUUAGGGGCUCGUAUCUCUGGAUUCUUGAAAACACCGACUUCAGACAAUUUCGCAAUAAUCCGCAGAGCCGGCUACUAUGGAUUAAGGGUGACCCUGGUAAAGGCAAGACUAUGCUUUUGUGCGGCAUUAUUGACGAGCUGCAGAAAGAACCCGAUACAGUCUUAUCCUACUUCUUCUGCCAAGCUACCGAGGCUCAAUUGAGCAACGCAACAUCUGUCCUACGUGGCCUUAUGUACCUCCUCUUAGGGAAGCGACCGUCACUAAUUUCACAUCUGCGGGCAAAGUAUGAUACUGCAGGCGAAAAGCUAUUUCAAGGCAUAAAUGUGUGGGGGUCACUGGCUGAGAUACUCACGGAUAUGUUGAAGGAUCCAACCUUCACAGAUGCUGUCUUCGUGGUGGACGCACUGGACGAGUGUACCACAAACAGAUCUCAGCUUUUUGACUUCAUUGUAGAAUCGUCAUCAUCUUCAUCUCGUGUGAAGUGGAUUAUUUCUAGUCGAAACUGGCCAGAAAUUGAGGAACAACUAAACACUGCGAAGCAGAAAGUCAGAUUACAGCUCGAAUUGAAUCAGAACUCCAUCUCCGACGCCAUCACCACGUAUAUUAACCAUAAGGUGAAUCAGUUAGGUCGUUUAAAGAAUUACGAUGAGGGAACAAGGAAUGCUGUCCAACACUAUUUGGCAGAAAGUGCUAGUGGUACCUUUCUCUGGGUUGCCUUGGUUUGUCAAGAGCUUGCGGAUCCGAAGGUUAGAAAACGGCACACUCUUGCUAAGCUUAAGGCAUUUCCUCCAGGACUGAACUCGCUGUAUGGCCGGAUGAUAGAAUUCAUUAACGAUUCUGCCGAUGCGGAUAUUUGCAAGCAGGUCCUCGCUAUCACUUCGGUCGUAUAUCGACCUCUUAGCCUGCAUGAGUUAAAGACUCUUGCUGGGUCUCUGGAGGAUUUGGGCCUGGACGACUUAAGAGAAAUUACUGGGUCAUGUGGCUCUUUCUUAACUCUCCGAGAAGAUAUCGUUUACUUUGUGCAUCAAUCGGCAAAGGAUUACCUGCUCAAUGAGGGGUCUGAUGCUAUCCUACCUUCUGGCAUCUCGGACCAGCACCAUGCCAUCUUUUUGAGGUCAUUAAAGGCUCUGUCACAGACACUUAAACGUGACAUUUACGACCUACGGGCUCCGGGACUUCUGGUCGAUCAGCUCUCCCCCCCUGAUCCCGACCCAUUAGGCCCCCUUCGUUACUCCACCGUCUACUGGGUUGACCAUCUUGGCGAUUCGAAAUCCACGAAAACAGACCCUAACAGCGAUGUAGAGGACGGCGGCAUUAUUCAUGAAUUUAUUCGGAAGAAUUAUUUAUACUGGCUAGAAUGUCUUAGUUUGUUACACUAUGUGCCAGAGGGGGUUAAGGCGAUGCAAAAGCUCGAGGAUAUUGCAAGAAAUACAAAAUUGCAGCAACUAUCGGAACUUGUCCAAGAUGCGCGCCGCUUUAUUCUUUCUCACAAAUUAGCCAUGGAGAUCGCCCCAUUGCAGCUCUACACUGCAGCACUUCUGUUCAGCCCCGCGAACAGCCUAGUCAGAGUGCUUUUCAAGAAGGAAGAGCCUGAUUGGGUCACACCAAAGCCGGUUAUGAGACUAGACUGGGGCGAGUGCUUGCAGACGCUUGAAGGCCACAGCGGUUGGGUGUGGGCGGUGGCCUUCUCGCACGACUCCAAGCUCGUGGCCUCGGCCUCUCAAGACAAGACGAUACGGAUCUGGCACGCAGACACGGGCGAGUGCACGCAGAGGCUCGAGGGCCACCGCGACCACGUAAACUCGGUGGCCUUCUCGCACGACUCCAAGCUCGUGGCCUCGGCCUCUGACGACGAGACGAUACGGAUCUGGCAUGCGGACACGGGCGAGUGCACGCAGACGCUCGAGGGCCACAGCGGCCGGGUAAACUCGGUGGCCUUCUCGCACGACUCCAAGCUCGUGGCCUCGGGCUCUGGCGACGGGACGAUACGGAUCUGGCAUGCGGACACAGGCGACGAGACGAUACGGAUCUGGCACGCAGACACGGGCGAGUGCACGCAGAGGCUCGAGGGCCACAGCGGCUGGGUAAUCUCGGUGGCAUUCUCGCACGACUCCAAGCUCGUGGCCUCGGCCGCUAAAGACAAGACGAUACGGAUCUGGCACGCGGACACGGGCGAGUGCACGCAGAGGCUCGAGGGCCACAGCGGCUGGGUAUACUUGGUGGCCUUCUCGCACGACUCUAAGCUCGUAGCCUCGGCCUCUAAUGACGAGACGAUACGGAUCUGGCAUGCGGACACGGGCGAGUGCACGCAGACGCUCGAAGGCCACCGCGACGAGGUAUACUGGGUGGCCUUCUCGCACGACUCCAAGCUCGUGGCCUCGGCCUCUAACGACGAGACGAUACGGAUCUGGCACGCAGACACGGGCGAGUGCACGCAGACGCUCGAAGGCCACCGCGACCAGGUAAACUCGGUGGCCUUCUCGCACGACUCCAAGCUCGUGGCCUCGGCCUCUCAAGACAAAAUGAUACGGAUCUGGCACGCGGACACGGGCGAGUGCACGCAGACGCUCGAGGGCCACAGCAGCUGGGUAAACUCGGUGGCCUUCUCGCACGACUCCAAGCUCGUGGCCUCGGGCUCUGGCGACGGGACGAUACGGAUCUGGCAUGCGGACACGGGCGAGUGCACGCAGAGGCUCGAGGGCCACAGCGGCUGGGCGUGGGCGGUGGUCUUCUCGCACGACUCCAAGCUCGUGGCCUCGGCCUCUAAAGACAAGACGAUACGGAUCUGGCAUGCGGACACGGGCGAGUGCACGCAGAGGCUCGAGGGCCACAGCGGCUGGGCGUGGGCGGUGGUCUUCUCGCACGACUCCAAGCUCGUGGCCUCGGCCUCUAAAGACAAGACGAUACGGAUCUGGCACGCGGACAGGGGCGAGUGCACGCAGAGGCUCGAGGGCCACUGCGGCUGGGUAUACUCGGUGGCCUUCUCGCACGACUCUAAGCUCGUGGCCUCGGCCUCUCAAGACAAGACGAUACGGAUCUGGCACGCGGACACGGGCGAGUGCAUGCAGAGGCUCGAGGGCCACAGCGGCUGGGUAAACUCGGUGGCCUUCUCGCACGACUCCAAGCUCGUGGCCUCGGCCUCUAACGACGAGACGAUACGGAUCUGGCAUGCGGACACGGGCGACUGCACGCAGAGGCUCGAGGGCCACAGCGGCCGGGUAAACUCGGUGGCCUUCUCGCACGACUCCAAGCUCGUGGCCUCGGGCUCUGGCGACGAGACGAUACGGAUCUGGCACGCGGACACGGGCAAUUGCACACAGAUUAUUAACACUAGACUUACUACAACGAUCUUAUCGUUUGAACUGGAUAACGCACAUCUACGAACUACUAAAAAUUCUUUCUCUGUACUUGGCGACAAUGCUCCUCCAUACUGCUUUGCAGAUCUCCUCCUACAACCUCCUGCUAGUGUGAUCGCGCAUCGUCCCACCUACGGCAUCAGCCAAGAUCAACGCUGGGUCACAUUAAACGGAGAGAACACGCUCUGGCUCCCAGUGGAAUUUCGUCCCAAUUGCUGGGCGGUAUCAGGAUCUACCAUCGUUAUUGGAUGCUACUCGGGUAGAGUUAUAAUAAUUGGGUUUAACCAAAGUGGAAGACCAGAGGUAUUCAGUCGUUAA